Molecule: messenger RNA, 474 nt
Organism: Eimeria tenella
Lineage: Eukaryota; Apicomplexa; Conoidasida; Eucoccidiorida; Eimeriidae
Exons: 5
Coding region: 1-474 (157 amino acids)
Source: RefSeq, a predicted model, not a curated record
AUGGAAAAGCAGAAAGAACUCGACCACGAAAAACAAAACCUUAAGAGUCUUAUUGAAGAGGAGCGGCGCGUUGCAGCGGGGAUAGAAAAACUGACAGGGGAAGCCCCUGAGGAGGAGACUCCACAAGAAGUUGCACUCGCUGAACAAGAGGCGCAGCCCCCAGAAGAGCACGCAGCUGAGGAAAAAGCCGCAGAAGAAAAGGCUGAGGAGAAGAGCGCUGAGCUAAACAAAGCCGAAGCCACAGAAGAAAAGGCUGAGGAAAAGAGCGCUGGGGCAAACGAAGCCGAAGAGGCAGAAGAAAUGGCUGAGGAGAAGACCGCUGAGCCAAACGAAGCCGCGGCUCUCACUUCUGAGCCCACAGAAGCGGAGCCAGAGGAAGCGCCGCAAGAAGCUUCUGCUCAAGAAGCAGACGGCGAGGAAGAUGCCUCUGAAGAGGUGGGAUUGUCUACUUCACAAGCAAAAUUGAAGGCUUAA